Molecule: messenger RNA, 5398 nt
Organism: Mobula hypostoma (lesser devil ray)
Lineage: Eukaryota; Metazoa; Chordata; Chondrichthyes; Myliobatiformes; Myliobatidae
Product: UDP-glucuronosyltransferase 2C1-like
Exons: 2
Coding region: 124-1731 (535 amino acids)
Molecular function (GO): UDP-glycosyltransferase activity
Source: RefSeq, a predicted model, not a curated record
GCCCUACAGACACUCGUGCGAGCCUGCAAUUGCCAGGAGCUGACGGCGGCGCAGCAUGCAGAACUCCUAGUGAGAGACGCCUUCGUCACGGAGACCAGAAGUAGGAGAUCAAUCUGUCUCAACAUGAAGCAUUCCCAAUGGAAAAGUAGAUUACUGCCUACUUUUGUUCUGAGUGCUUUUAUCACCCUGUCUUCUGCAAUUAAUAUAUUGGUUGUACCUGUUGAUGGAAGUCAUUGGGUCAAUAUGAGAAUCCUGGUAGAAGAACUGAAACUUCAUGCACAUAACAUUAGCAUCAUUUAUCCAUCUGCAUCUUGGUAUAUCAAAGAAAAGCCUGACCUUUAUCAAUCCAUUGUGGUCCAAAUGGAACAAUACCUUGGGCAAAAUGAAACAGAAACAUUGUUUCAAAAUUAUGCACAAAAGUUACUGAUGGUUUUAAGAUAUGGAACGACACCUUGGGCACAUUUUCAACUGCGAUAUCAGCUAUGGUAUGCAUUACACCAGUAUCAUCAACGUAGUGCACACAUUAUUGAUGGGAUAUUCAAAAACAAACCUGUUUUAAAGCAACUUGAAGAUGCUAAAUUUGACUUGGUACUUACAGACCCUGCUUCUAUCUCUGGCUCAAUGAUUGCUUAUUAUUUAAAAGUCCCACUGGUGUAUAAUGUGCGCUGGUUUAUCAGUGGGGAAGCCCAUUUCCUCUUAGCUCCAUCGCCAGCAUCCCAUACCCCAAUCCCUGGUUCCCAAUUGACAAAUAAAAUGACCUUUCUUCAAAGAAUGCAAAAUGUCAUUCUAUAUAUUAUUCAGAUCACUUUAAGUGACUACUUAAUUUAUCCCAUCUAUGAAAAAGUUUGCCACCAGUUUUUGGGACCAGACACAGAUAUCAAUACAAUUCUCAUGAAGGCUGAUGUAUGGUUGAUGAGAGUUGAUUUUGUAUUUGAAUUCCCAAGACCCACCAUGCCAAAUAUUGUGUACGUUGGAGGCUUCCAGUGUAAACCAGCCCAACCACUAGCAGCAGAGUUUGAAAAGUUUGUUCAAAGUUCAGAGAAACAUGGUCUUAUUGUAAUGUCAUUGGGGACAUAUAUUGGUUUUUUACCAAUGCAGAUUACAAUGGAAAUAGCUGAGGCAUUUGCUCAGAUACCCCAAAAGGUGAUUUGGAGAUAUGAUGGAGAAAUCCCUCCCAAUAUAGGUAAUAAUACAUUAAUGACAAAAUGGUUCCCUCAGAACGACCUUCUGGGACAGCCCAACACACGGGUCUUUAUUUCUCAUGGUGGUACCAAUGGUAUUUACGAGGCCAUCUACCACGGGGUGCCAGUGAUAGGCAUGCCUCUUAUUUUUGACCAGUUUGACAAUUUACUUCGAUUGGAAUCCCGAGGUGCAGCAAAGGUGCUUAAUGUUGCAACCAUGCAUUCAGCAGAUCUAUUGCAGGCAAUUAAUGAGGUGGUAAACGGCACAUUUUACCGGGACAACAUGAAGAAACUCUCUGCUCUCCACCGGGACCAACCGGUAUCGCCAAUGGAGCGAGCCAUUUUCUGGAUUGAGUAUGUUGCCCGACACAAAGGAGCAGGGCAUUUGCGCUCUGAAUCCUACCGACUCCCCUGGUACGUUUACCACUGUGUGGAUGUGAUUGUCUCUCUGUUCUUCGUGUUACUCAUGGUCACAGUGCUGGUGAUUGUAGCACUGAAGAAACUUUGUAACAUUGCAUGGAAGAAGAAGAAGAAGCAAAAAACUCAAUGAGGCUUCUCCUGUUGAAUUAUGAGAGAAUAUUCAGUUUUGUCAAAAUAUAACAAUAUUUUAAACCAGCAUCAUACAGGCCUAUUUCUUUAUUGAAUACGGAUUAUAAAAUAAUAGCAAAAAUUUUAUCAAAUAGAUUAUCUAAAUAUUUACCAAAAUUAAUACAUAUGGAUCAAACAGGAUUUAUUAAAAAUAGACAAUUGGUAGAUAAUGUAACUCGGCUACUCAGUAUAAUUCAUUUGGCACAAAAAAGGGAUGAGAAGAGUAUAGUAGUAGCUUUGGAUGCAGAAAAAGCAUUUGAUAGAUUAGAAUGGGAUUUUUUAUUUAAAGUACUAGAAAAAUAUGGGUUAGGAACAUCUUUUAUAAAUUGGAUCAAAACUUUAAAUUCUAACCCUAAAGAUAAAGUAGUGACAAACUCUGAAAUUUCAACACCAUUCCAGUUAAAAAGGUCAACUAGACAAGGUUGUCCACUAUCACCUGCUUUAUUUGUAUUGGCAAUAGAGCCAUUAGCAGAACUAAUUAGAAUUGAUACAGAUAUUAUGGGUUUUAGAGUUAAUCAGGAGGAAUAUAAAAUUAAUCUUUUUGCCGAUGAUGUUUUGAUCUAUUUAACAAAUCCACAACAUUCGUUACAUAAAUUAUCUUCUAGAUUGGAUGAAUAUGGGAAGGUAUCAGGUUACAAAAUAAAUUGGGAUAAAAGUGAAAUUUUACCUCUUACUAAAGGAGACUAUAGUCAAUAAGUAACCCAAUUUAGAUGGCCGGUAAAUGGUAUAAAGUAUUUAGGUAUAAGACUUGAUAAUGAUAUAAAGAAUUUAUAUAGCUUUAAUUAUUUACCACUAUUGAAAAAAAUUCAAGAAGAUCUUGACAAAUGGAUGAUAUUACCAAUAACAUUAGUAGGUAGAGUCAAUGUUGUAAAAAUGAAUAUAUUUCCUAGAUUACAGUAUUUGUUUCAAACAUUACCAAUACAAUUGCCACAGAAAUUUUUUCAAGAGUUAAAUAAAUGUGUGAGAAAAUUUCUUUGGAAAGGUAAAAUGUCAAGAAUAUCAUUGGAAAAAUUGACAUGUAAAUUUGGGUUAGGAGGGUUACAACUUCCAAACUUUAAAAACUAUUAUAAAGCAAAUCAACUUAGAUUUAUUGCAUCUUUCUUCGAUGAUCGAAAACCAGCAUGGAUUAAAAUAGAACUAGACAAGAUAGUAGAAAAUAGACCUGAAGAUUUUAUAUAUAAAUGGGAAUCUAAAUCGAUACGGGAAAAGAAAGAAUCUCCUAUAUUAACACAUUUGAUUGAUCUAUGGAAUAAGAUAAAUGUUGAUAAUGAAACACAGAAAUCUCUAUUAGCAAGGAGACCUUUGUUCCAAAACAGACUUAUUCCUUUUACAAUGGACAAUCAACAAUCAACUUUUAUAUAAAUGGUACCAAAAAGGGAUUAAAUUUAUAGGAGAUUGUUUUGAACGAGGUAUAUUGAUGUCAUUUGAACAAUUAAAGGAUAAAUAUAAAAUAUCUAAUAAUACUUUCUUUUGUUACUUUCAAUUAAGGGCUUACUUAAAAGGUAAGCUGGGUCAAACAAUGUUUUUGCCAAAACCUAAUGAAAUUGAAAUUUUAAUUCAAAAAGGGAAAAUUAAAAAAUUUAUUUCUUGUAUGUAUAAUUUGAUUCAAGAACAGACAAUUAAACAAGGAACCCAUAAGUCAAAGCAAAAAUGGGAAACAGAUCUGAAUAUUACUAUUGAUGAAACAAAUUGGUCAAGACUUUGUCUUGACAGUAUGACAAAUACAAUAAAUGUUCGACUUAGAUUAGUACAAUAUAAUUUUUUACACCAAUUAUAUAUUACACCGCAAAAAAUAAAUAGAUUAAAUUCAAAUCUAUCUGAUAAAUGUUUUCGGUGUAAUCAAGAAAUUGGUACUUUUUUACAUUCUACUUGGUCUUGUUUUAAAAUUCAACCCUUUUGGAUAAAUUUAAGAAUCUUAUUGGAACAAAUUCCUGCAACUCAACUUCCACAUAACCCUGUAUUAUUUUUAUUAGGUGAUAUUGAAGGGAUAAAACCGAAACUUAAAUUGAAUAAAUAUCAGAAAGAAUUUAUAAAAAUUGCAUUGGCAGUAGCUAAGAAGACUAUAGCAGUUACUUGGAAAUCUGAUUCGUAUUUAAGUAUGGAUCGUUGGAAUAAUGAAAUGGCUAGUUCUAUUCCACUCGAAAAAAUUACUUAUAAUUUAAGAGAUAAAUAUGUAACAUUUUUGAAUAUUUGGCGCCCUUAUUUACAAAAGAUAGGAUGGCAUAUUUAAGUGCUCCGAUAAAGACUUUGGUCACUUGGGGAAAGUAACGAAUAAUUAUACAAAAUUUAUUUUGAAUCCCAUGGAGCAUGUGGAAACCUUCCAAUACCCAGGCGGCUCUUUUCUUUUUUUUCUUUUUUUUCUUUUUCUUUCUUUUUAGGUAGGACUAUAUAUGGGGGGGGAAGGGUAGAUUCUAUUUUUUCAUGUAUUCUUUUUGAAAAUUCAAUAAAAAUUAUAUUUAAAAAAAUAUAACAAUAUUUUGAAGUUAUUAUUAAUCGGUCCUUGUGGAUAGCUUUUCAUUGAUUCCCCCAGCUUUGUAGCCCCAGCUUCACUCCCACCUUUAACAUGUAUCCCUUUCUACUAUUGUGAAUUAUAAUAAUGGCUAUUCAGAAAUUAUAACAUAUGGUUAAUGAAUGUAGUUGCAAACAACAAAAUUAAUAAACUUAAUGGGAUAUGAAUGAACAUGCUUUUCAGAUACUAGUCAUUCAAGAUUGGAAUAAGACUUUAUGUGUGCACAUGACCUAUUCUAAGAAUCUCUAUUCCCUUUUCCCACAACCAUACCAUCCGCUAACUAAUAGCCAAUGGGCAAAUCUUGUUGUUUCUCUUGUACUCUCUAACAUAACUGCUACUGGAGUUGCCUAUGCUUUGCCAUGUUAAAUGCUUGUCUAUUGAAUAGGUUUUUCCCCAGCUAUUUCCUCAAUAGUUCAAAGUUCAAAGUAAAGUUAUUAUCAAAGAACACGUUGUAUUAUUUGUCACUAUAUAUUACCCUGAGAUUCAUAGAAUCUUUGAAAGUGAGUCGAUGAGUUGUGGCACGAGUUAGUUUUGAGGUGAGUGAAGUUAUCUACUCAAGUUCAAGAGCCUGAUGGUUGAGGAGUAAUAACUGUUCCUGAACCUGGUGGUGUUGGAUCUAAUGCUCCUAUACCUCUUUCCUGAUAGCAGAAGCAAGAAUAGAAUCAUGAUAGAAAAUUUAAUGUAUAGUUUGGACUAGUUAACUUAAGGAGAGUUCAAAUAGACAAAAUGUUGACAUCUUAGUUCAGCUUAUUUCAGUUUCUGUGAUGUCACUUUGAUGAAAAACUUUACCUAGAAAGAGUGGAGCACUUCAGCAUUGGGAGGAAUGAUGGGAAGUGGAUGUGUUGCAUUGCCUGUAGUUCCAAGUUCAGAGAAACUUUAUUACCAGAGUAUAUACUGUAUACUGUAUGUCAGCAUAUACUAGUCUGAGAUUCAUUUUCUUGUGGACGUUCAUAGGCCAAAAAUACAAUAGAAUCAAUGAAAAGCUACACACAAAGACUGACAAACAACCAAUGUGCAAAAGAAGACAACCUGUGCAAAUACAAAAAAAAAUAGUAUUGUUGUAGAGUCCUUAAAAGUGAGUCCUUAAAUUAGAACAACAUACAUCAAAGUUGCUGGUGAA